Sparassis crispa is the source of this 1545-nucleotide messenger RNA. RefSeq lists its product as hypothetical. The record is from RefSeq and is a predicted model, not a curated record. Lineage: Eukaryota; Fungi; Basidiomycota; Agaricomycetes; Polyporales; Sparassidaceae. The transcript has a single exon. The coding region runs from base 1 to 1545 and encodes 514 amino acids.
AUGUCUCUCGUCGACAAGCUUUCUCCCGAUGUUCUCUUCAACAGGCUUCCACCUGAUGUUCUCAGUAUCAUCUUCCAUCUCGUUCCAGACUCUCCUUGGAUUUGGGAACAGAAGGAACAUGGAGAUUUGGAGUUCCAGUGGGCUUAUCCUGUAUGGUCGCCUUGCUAUGUGAAACCUGGAUCAUGCGUCAGACUGUCGCAUGUGUGCCAUCUUUGGCGUGAACUUACGCUAAGUCUACCUACCCUUUGGUCCAAUGUUAUCGAUUCCUAUUCUGUUUCGGUACCCGUGGAUGUUAUGGUACGGCGGUCUCAAACGGCUCCUUUGGACAUCUAUUUAAAGGACUCCCCUCAAGGGUACUUGAAGAAUCUCUUGUCUUCUGGAGAUAGCAAGCGUAUCCGCUCUGUCUGGUUGGAAGCGAGAUUCGACGCUCCCGCAGAAGAACUUCUCGCACCUUUAGCCGCUCCCGGUGUCGAAUCCGUCGUAGUCAUGUCUCACCAAUAUUUCUAUACACACAAGCCUUUGAGAUCCAUCCUGCUUUUUGGUGGGCGUACGCCUCGCAUUACGCAGCUGGUCCUCUCCAACACCUACUGGUUGCCCGCAAACAAUAUGCCAUCCCUCACGCAGCUCCAGAUUGGGAAUAUUAUCUGCUCAGGAUUUUAUUUGGAGAUCCUGUCCGUUCUUGAGAGAACACCCAACCUCAUCGAUUUAAUAUUGACCGACAUCAGAUGCCCCGAACAUAGCCCGCCUGAACCGCGCGCGAUUCGGCUUCCGAAACUAGCCAUGAUCAGAUUGGGCGGCGACCACGAGUACAACUCAGGCUUGGGAAACAUACUAUCAUGUCUCUCUGUUGCAGAUACUACGGCGCUGCGGAUGGGUGAAUCUUGCUGUCAGCUCCCGCACCUCCCUGUGAUCCAGGCCAUCACGAAGAUCUCCGUUUUACGAGAGAAUUUUGGGUACACACUCGUGGCUACAGGGCCGCUUUCAGGAAUCUAUGUCUAUAGCGAUAGGCCUGACCACGAUGAUCUGUUCAUGUUGAUGAUUCGGAGGCUACCGUUGGUUCAGAUUUGGGAGUCUUGGGUCAUUGAAAGGAUCGCUCUCAAUUACGCUACUUUCACUUCACUUCUGCCAUGGAUGCCAAGGCUAGAGAAGCUGGUGGUGUUGGCAGAGAGCGUUGAGGACGUGGUGGGCAUUCUCUUGGAACCAAGCGACCCUUCUCAGGCACCGCUGUCUCGCAGCGGCAUGACGGUGCACAUCAUCAUGCAGGAUUCUGACGUCAAUAUCGCCGUCCUCAUAGGGUUGAUAGUGCGCCAGAAGGAGGUCAAUGUUGCGCACCUCAUCAUUGGCUACCACAGAACGUAUGAUGGCCCGCAGAUCGAACGCUCAUGUUUGGCAAAAGAGUUCCAGUUGGUGGAGUUUACGAAUCAUGAAGAAUUCCCGUACAUGGAUCUGCCCCCGGUGUGUACAGAAAGUGCACAUGAUGACUGGCGGUCGUGGUUUGAAGCGUGGGACGGCUUUGAUGCGCCAUCCACUAUGGGGAACGCAUGA